Molecule: messenger RNA, 1347 nt
Organism: Puccinia triticina
Lineage: Eukaryota; Fungi; Basidiomycota; Pucciniomycetes; Pucciniales; Pucciniaceae
Exons: 8
Coding region: 1-1347 (448 amino acids)
Biological process (GO): NADP+ catabolic process; NAD+ catabolic process
Cellular component (GO): cytosol
Molecular function (GO): NADH pyrophosphatase activity
Source: RefSeq, a predicted model, not a curated record
AUGUCAGAGCUACAGAAUUACUAUUCGGGUGGAUCGACUAAUAGGUUGUCCUGGAUGAGGCAGUCGGGAAGAUUUCUUGGCUCAGCGCUUUCCGAUCCUCAAGCCAGAUUCAUUCUCUUUCAUAAUCUGAAGCUGUUGGUGACUGACCAGCCGUCUGAGUCGAUAGAUGGCUUCUCCGUAUCCCACAAGCUAUCGUCGCUCCCAUGGCAAGAGGCGGCUACCAUCUUGAGUCCCACUGAUUCAACGCUCGUCGACCCCGAGGAGGUUGUGGAUCCCACAGGUACCAUGUGGCCUAAGCAAAUUUCUUGUUGCGCUGCGGAGUCCAUCCUAGACCAAUAUCCGAUUGUCAUCUUUCUUGGUACGGACGCUUCGACCGAACAUCCGGAUACAGACAAAUUGCUCCAACCUGAACAUGGCUCCCCGGUUUGGGCUAUUGACGUAACGGAAAUCUAUAAAAGAGCUUCCAAAACACUAAGUCAAUAUGGAAAGUUUUUGGACAUGAAGAAAGUCACUCUUGCCCCCAAACAAGCCAAUCUUGCUGCUCAGGCCAGGGCUUUGAUCGAUUGGAAUAUUCGCAAUAAGUUUUGUGCUGCUUGUGGCAGAGCGACAUACUCCACAUGGGCCGGGUGGAAGUUGGCAUGCACCUCAAAUGUGGAGAAAAAGGACCAAACUCAUGAUGAGGAUGACCCAACAACUACCUCGCCUGGAUGUGUGACAAACAGCUUUAGCAUCCAAAAUUUUUGUUAUCGUAAGUGGAAGGAAGCUCGCACUGAUCCAGUGUGUAUAAUGGGAAUUACAAAUCCCACUGGAGAUUCCAUUUUAUUGGGACGCAAGUCAGUUUGGCCACCUGGAUUUUAUUCUUGCUUGGCGGGUUUUAUUGAGCCUGGAGAAUCAAUCGAGGACUGUUGUCGACGUGAAGUGUUAGAAGAAGCAGGAGUUGAAGUGGAUUCAGUACAUUAUCAUUCGAGUCAACCAUGGCCGUUCCCUGGAAGUUUGAUGAUCGGCGUCAUCGGCCGGGCUGCAGAAAAUCCACGCAUACGUCUUGAUCUUGACAAAGAACUUGAAGACGCGAAAUUUUUCCCGAGAUCAGUUAUACUUGGAGUUUUGGAUUCAUCCCAAAAGAUAGAACUGACUGAAGACGAAUUGCGGCGUUUUGAUGAUAACUACAAUCCAUCUCAAUCGAAUGCUCCCUCAGUUGAUAAUGCCCAAACUCCCAGUUCGAAUAAAAUGCAUUUAACUAUCCCGCCACCAACAGCAAUCGCUCAUCAAAUAAUCAGAAGUUGGGCGAUGGACGAUCUUCCAAACGACAGUAAUGCGAAGGUAUCCCCGAGACGCGCGAAUUUUUAA